Messenger RNA from Solanum lycopersicum (tomato), 810 nucleotides. It is a transcript of the gene OFP26, whose product is annotated as OVATE family protein OFP26. The record is from RefSeq and is a predicted model, not a curated record. Lineage: Eukaryota; Viridiplantae; Streptophyta; Magnoliopsida; Solanales; Solanaceae. Gene Ontology annotation, biological process: negative regulation of DNA-templated transcription.
AUGGAGUUUUUUUCUCUCUUCAAAAGCAAGAAAAAACCCUCAUUUUCUCCUAUGCUAUGUAGAUUGCCACGUUGUGGUAACCUUAGAACUCUCUCUAUUAGAGAUGAAAAUAAUCACAACAUUUUCAAUUCUCAAAGAUUUUGCAUUAAUGUUGAUGAUGACAUAGUUGAUGAAGUCAUUGAAGGCCUAAAAUUUGAGAAAAAAAGGUUCUUUUUCGAGUCAGGUGAAAAAACAAGUUCGAUUCUUAAUGUUUCAUCAUCAAAAUUGUCAAAAAGUAUUGGUAAUAAGAGGCUCGAGUUUCCACCAUCUGAUGAAUCAUGUGUUAUAACACAUAUAGAUUCGAUUGAUGCUUAUGGGGAAACAAGUACUAGGUCAAUUUUUAAAGGGUCAUCGUCAAGAUUGACAAAGAAUGAUUAUAGUACUAGUAAUAACAAGUUUGAGUCUCUACCAUUGAACAACUCGUGUGUUAUAUCACCUAGUGCUAUGAGGGUAACUUCGAUAGAUCCUUAUGGAUAUAUCAAGAAAUAUAUGGAAAUCACGGUUGAAGAAAAUCAAGGGAUCAAAGAUUGGAAGGAGUCUCUUAAAGAGAUAUGUGCUUGGUAUUUGGAGAAUAAUGAUAAUGAUAAAAACAUUCAUAAGUUUAUUAUUGGUGCAUUUUGUGAUUUGUGGAUGAGCUAUUCAGGUACUUCAACAACAAAUACUCCAUUUGGAUUUAGUACUAGUGAACCUCCUAGUCCUUAUUUCAUGUCUUUGAUAGAAGCUAAGGCUGAUCAAAUCAUUGCAACAUCAACAUCCAGUGUAAUUCCAUAA